AAGGCCACAAUGCGUCUUGUGCAGUGCAGCUGGCAUUCUUCCCUCUCUUCUUCUUCUUCUUCUUCUUCUUCUCCCUCUUUCCAUUUCUCUUCUUCUCCCCUCUAGAGACCUCAGCGAUGCCGAUGCCGUCUUCUUCUUCUUCUCUCCCGAUGAUCCUCGCCUUGCUCUCACUGCUCGCCCCAUCCUACAUUCUCGUGGAUGGCCGCGGGCUUGCUCUUGCGACCACUCCCCGCGCGUUCUCGCCCUUCCGGCCGUGGCCCAAGGACUCCGCCAAGUACUCCGCCACCGCCGCGGCGCUGGAGAGCUCCAAGGCGUUCGAGGGAUCAUCCGACUACGUGCACAUGAAAUACCAUAUGGGUCCUGUCCUCUCGCCCAAGAUGCACGUCUACAUUGUGUGGUAUGGCGCUUGGGACGCGAGCGACAAGGCCAUCAUCAAGGACUUCUUGCUCUCCAUCUCCACCCACAAGCUCGAGGCCCCCAGCGUGGCCAAGUGGUGGCGGACCGUCCGCCUCUACACGGACCAGACCGGGCACAACAUCACCGACUCGGUGAUCAUCGGUGCGGAGCACGACGCCCACUACUCGCACGGCCACUCGCUGACCCGGAUGAGCGUCCAGCAGGUGCUCAAGAGCGCGCUGGCCGAGAACAAUGGCUCCCUUCCCGUUAACUCCCACGGCGGCCUCUACCUCCUCCUCUCCUCCGAGGACGUGCUGAUGCAGGAGUUUUGCCGGGCCGUGUGUGGAUUCCACUACUUCACCUUCCCCUCCAUCGUCGGCUACACGCUCCCCUACGCGUGGGUGGGCAACUCGGGCAAGCAGUGCCCCGAGGUGUGCGCCUAUCCCUUCGCCAUCCCGUCGUACAUGCCGCACACGCAGCCCAUGAAACCGCCCAAUGCGAACCGGGGCGUCGACGGCAUGAUCAGCGUCAUCGGCCACGAGCUCGCCGAGAUGUCGUCCAACCCGCUCAUCAACGCCUGGUACGCGGGCACCGAUCCCACCGCGCCCACCGAGAUCGCGGACCUGUGCGAGGGGAUGUAUGGCACCGGCGCCGGCGGCGGCUACACGGGAUCUGUUCUUACGGAUGACAAGGGCGCCAGCUACAAUCUCAAUGGCAUCCAUGGCCGAAAGUAUUUGGUCCAGUGGGUGUGGAGUCCCGUCCUCAGCGCUUGCUUCGGCCCCAAUGCGCAGGACUAGAGCGCGAGCGAGCUCUCGGGAUCGCCAUCGACAUCGUCAUCAUCAUCGAAUCACAGCACUCGAAGCAUCGCUUCCUUCUUUUUUUCUUUGUUUUUCCUCUUGUUGCUGUCUGUACAUACAUAGAGCUCUAGCCUAGGGAGAGGAGAGGAGUUUUUUUGAAAGCAUAUGUGAUGUUGAGGCAAGAGGCAAGGUCCAGUUUUUGAUACUAAAAAAGAAACCCCCACAUUGAGAUUGUCAA
This is a messenger RNA of Selaginella moellendorffii, 1431 nucleotides long. Its product is annotated as protein EXORDIUM-like 3. The coding region runs from base 117 to 1193 and encodes 358 amino acids. The transcript has a single exon. Lineage: Eukaryota; Viridiplantae; Streptophyta; Lycopodiopsida; Selaginellales; Selaginellaceae. The record is from RefSeq and is a predicted model, not a curated record.